AUGAAGCCUUCUAAUCCAACCUACGUUACUAAUGGAAGCACUGCCAAACUGGUGUGGGACUACAGUGACCCGAACAAUGAUCUCCGAGGCAUUAUCUUUUAUGUUCUAGUGGAUGGAAAACAAUUGAAAGAAAUGCUGGUUAAGCAGAAUGGUAUAGUCCUAAAUCAUUCAGAGCUACCGUCUGCAUACAAGGGAAGAGUCAAGAUCGAAGGAAAUGCCACCUUGGCCAUUGAGAAAAUAAUUCCGAAAGACAACACUAAGUUUUGUUGUACAUUAGUUAGUAACUUUGGAGGGCGUAUGAGAAACGCUAUUCAGCUUAUUGUGGCAGAGCCACCAAAGAUAAGUCUUCCAUCAGUGCAGGGAAUUUAUCCGGAGGGAUCCUUCGUUAAUGUCAACUGCACAGCAUCCGGAGUUCCAGAACCAGCUAUUACGUGGAUUAGACACGGAACAGUGAUAAGUUCAGGGAAGGGAGCGGCACUAUUGAAGUUCAACAGUCUAAGAAGAACAGAUGAAGGAUGGUAUUUAUGUAUAGCAAACAACACGGCUGAUACCAUAACCAAUCACACGGUACUCCUGGUUUACUACCCUCUAACCAUAGAACACGUGAUCACAUCAUCCAGCUAUUCUAAUAUUGGUCAGACGGUGACUUUGAAGUGUCUUUCAGACGGUGUUCCCACACCAAUACUCACUUGGUACAAACCAAAUGGAAUGGAAAUUCACAGAAUCAGAGCCAGAGAAAACAUAGCACAAGUGACGCUCAGGGAAAAUCAAGAUUUUGGUGAUUACAAGUGCAUUGCUCCCAAUGGACUGAGUCCUUCUGACGACAGAAUACUAAAAGUAGCGCAGAUAAAAAAACCAGGUGCACCAUCCAUUGUAUCAUCAGAAGAAAGUAUUCAAGCCAGUUCACUAACAGUACGAUGGACUGCACCAGCUGAUGAUGGAGGAAGUCCUAUCACAGGAUACAUUGUCAUUAUUCUAAAGGGUGACGCUGAGAUAAAAAGCGUUAAUAUUACCGAUCCUGGUAAAACAAGUUACACUUUUGGUGGCUUGAAGAGAGAUACAAACUAUGCGGUAAAAGUGUUUGCAAGGAAUGUUAUGUUUGAAGGAGAUCCUGUUGUAACCAUGGUGAAGACAAAGUUUGAAGGUCCCCCGGCAGCAGUGGAAAUAUAUGGCCUGCCCAGUGAAACAACAGAUGAAGAAUUCACCUUGAAGUGGAAGGCACCAGAAGAUAAUGGAAGAGAAAUUACACAGUACACUGUGUACCAAAGAUUAGUGACUGACGGGAAAGUAGGAGAGUGGACAGUCGUAAGGAAAAUCAGGGAAGUUUCAAUUAAUAAAUUGACGGUCAAGUUAGAGAGAGGCAAGGUGUAUGAAUUUACAAUCACUGCCACAAAUGAACUUGGGGAAAGUUUGGUCGAAGAGACGAUGGUCAAAAGAGUUAAAGUUGUAGAUCUACAAAACAACAACCAGAGAGCUCAAGAAGAAUGCAAUUGCUCAUGUCAUGACGUCAUGUAUAUAUCCAUAAUUGGAGUGCUUGUGUUAGUAAUCCUUGUGUUGUUCAUUUACAUUAUCUGGUUACGCAAGAAAGGCACUGGAGGAAAACAUAGGGCGUAUGAAGAUGAAGGUGACUAUGAGAAAGAUAUGGAGUUAAAAGACUUGGAAUUAAAUUGUCCUGAUUCAGAUGACUUCGCCCAGCAUCCCGCAGAGUACAUGCAUAUAAAAGAAACAAGCUUGGAUGACACUCAAACUCAAGCCACUGGCCAAGUUGCUGAUUACGCGCCACUUCAUCCAUCAACGCGCUCCUGGGAAGUGUCAAGGGAUCAUGUGACAGUAGAAAAAAUCAUUGGUAAAGGUGCUUUCGGCCAGGUGGCAAAGGGGAAAGCUACAGAUCUUCGUGGAAGGCCUGGGAGAACAACGAUAGCCAUCAAAAUGCUCAAAGAUGACGCUUCAGAAUCGGACACGAAGGACUUGAUAAAUGAACUUGAAACGAUGAAACAGCUUAAACCCCAUCCACAUGUCAUAAAACUUCUGGGAUGUGUUACAGAAAUUGAGCCUCUAUUGGUGUUGAUCGAAUAUGUUCCUUUUGGAGAUUUACUGGGUUACCUGAGAAAGAGCCGUGGAUUAAAUGAUACUUACUUCAAAGACCCGGAUAUAAAACCACGAACGAAUCUGACCUCAGAGCAGCUGAUGAGAUUUGCUUGGCAGAUCGCUGAUGGAAUGAGUUACUUGUCCUCAAAAUCUAUCAUCCACCGAGACCUCGCAGCCCGUAAUGUGUUGGUCGGGGAAAACGAAACAUGUAAAGUAACAGAUUUUGGAAUGGCCAGAGAUGUGCAACAGGAAAAUGUUUAUGAAAAAAAGACGAAGGGUCGUCUUCCAGUAAAGUGGACAGCUUACGAGGCGUUGUUGUAUGGCACAUACACCACCAAAAGUGAUGUGUGGGUCCCCGUAUCCACGGAUGGAUGGCAAGAAAUUUGCGAAACUACUUCAACAGGACUACAGAAUGCCUAAACCCCAACAUGUGGAUGAUGAGUUGUAGCAGGUCAUGAUGCGCUGUUGGCAAAAUGAACCGGUUGUUCGACCAACAUUUACAGAGUUAAGAAACCAGCUUAAGGACAUAGAAACGAAACACAAGAGGCUUAUCAACAUGAAGAUGUACGACAGGCAGCUGUAUGCAAACGUUGUGGACUUAAACGUAUAGUCAGCAAUCUCUCGUAUAUUUUCUCACGCAGUUUUUUGCAGUAAACGUUUAGUUUCUUAAUCAUUGUUGGACUGGAAUACAAACUUGUUUCAAUAAAGCUGAGAUUUAAGAGUCACAGCAAUAGCUCCAUUACGGUAAAUCACAGUGUAAAUAGUACCGGUCUGAUCUAAUUCCUUUCGCAUCUCUUUGAUGAUAAGGAAACCUUUUUGUGACAGCUUUUGAUUUUGUAUGUGUCGUAUUUUUUUCUUUUUGGGAGAAAAAUAAAUGUAAAAGCAGAUCAGAUUAAAAAAA
Molecule: messenger RNA, 2989 nt
Organism: Stylophora pistillata
Lineage: Eukaryota; Metazoa; Cnidaria; Anthozoa; Scleractinia; Pocilloporidae
Product: tyrosine-protein kinase receptor Tie-1-like
Biological process (GO): positive regulation of kinase activity; multicellular organism development; cell surface receptor protein tyrosine kinase signaling pathway
Cellular component (GO): plasma membrane; signaling receptor complex
Molecular function (GO): ATP binding; transmembrane receptor protein tyrosine kinase activity; protein binding
Source: RefSeq, a predicted model, not a curated record